This is a messenger RNA of Metarhizium brunneum ARSEF 3297, 603 nucleotides long. RefSeq lists its product as uncharacterized. The record is from RefSeq and is a predicted model, not a curated record. NCBI's taxonomy places the organism in Eukaryota, Fungi, Ascomycota, Sordariomycetes, Hypocreales, Clavicipitaceae.
AUGAGUUAUGCGCCAUUGGAUAUGCUUACAGCACAAGAAGGCAAACCCUCGAUAUACGCACUCAGGUCGCUUGGAUAUGAGGUGGAACUAAGCAGUACGGCUGUGGACGAUGUGGUGGCCGAAGGUGUUGACGAGUCCAAGGUCGUGCCUCUGCAAAGUUGGACGACACUCGCAAUGGCGAAAAUGCAUGGCGAAACUCGUGGCUUCAUCCCGGCGGUCCGAGCACGACGUCGCAAGUAUCAGAAGCAGAUUUGUCGCGCAGUCCGGGUUGUUCCCGUUGGAGAGUUCUCGGUGCUCCUGUCCCUCAAUCGCCCAGACAUGCCAACCACUUCCUGUUGCUCCCAUGCGGCGAAUAUACGUCCAGAUUCUUUUCCCACGCUCACCGGUCCUUGGGAUAUUUCUCACAAUAAAGGAGACUCGGCGGAGGCCCGAGGAUAUGCCAUUGUCUGUCGAUUCGCCUGGUCCCGUGGGAAAGGGAUCUUGUCCUUUACAUGGCCGGGCCAAGGGGCCCUGUGGUGGCAUCAGGUCGCGCCGGGUGGACAAACCGGAAGCCAGGGGAUCCACCCCCGCAAAUUGUCCCAAGACCAAUUUGGCAAGGCUUGA